Hippocampus comes (tiger tail seahorse) is the source of this 626-nucleotide messenger RNA. It is a transcript of the gene rex1bd, whose product is annotated as required for excision 1-B domain containing. The record is from RefSeq and is a predicted model, not a curated record. NCBI's taxonomy places the organism in Eukaryota, Metazoa, Chordata, Actinopteri, Syngnathiformes, Syngnathidae. The coding region runs from base 129 to 584 and encodes 151 amino acids. The transcript is spliced from 5 exons.
CUGGCCUGACGUCAUUUCCUUGCGGAAAUCUGCCUCCACCUUGUCGAAAAAGUGGACUCAAAACACAACAACGUGAUUGUUAAUCUUAGAAUCAUUGAAAGCCACAAAGUAUUUCUCAGUUAGUUCAAAUGGUUUCCACUGAUUUCAAAGCGGUGGUCCAAAGGUUUUACCAGCUGCAGUCCGAGCGUCUGGAGACCUAUCGACUCUUUGAGGAAGGGCACGAGGCUUACCUGAAGACGGGCCCCCACUAUGACUUUGAGCACUACAAGCAGCUGGUGCACCAAAUCACGCUGGCCUUCAAUGGCAUUUCCAAGGAAGUUCUGGACAUCAAGGACAAGUUCCAGCUCCACUUGGACCGGCCCGACCUCUCGGAUCACAUCGACAAACUGCAGUGCAAAGAAAAGCACAAGCUCCAACUGACAGCUCAACUGCAGCUGGCCCGGCAGCGGGCUCAGGACCACCCGGAAGACCAGGAAGCCUCCCAGGAGAAAAUCCAGCAGCUUAAACAUGAGAUCAUCAAGACCCAAGAGGCACUCAGCGAGAUCAUGCAGGACUUCAAGUACGACUCGGAGGAGGGUGAUUGACAGGUCGUUCAAAUCUCGUCAGUGAGCUUUUCGUGUUGUUCG